Messenger RNA from Drosophila elegans, 355 nucleotides. RefSeq lists its product as uncharacterized. The record is from RefSeq and is a predicted model, not a curated record. NCBI's taxonomy places the organism in Eukaryota, Metazoa, Arthropoda, Insecta, Diptera, Drosophilidae. The transcript has 2 exons. Bases 68 to 277 code for a protein of 69 amino acids.
UGGAAACCCGACAAGAUAUUGAGAAGUAGCCCUGCAGGGCUUGUCAGCCGAGAUGUCAUAAAUUCACAUGACUGCAGGCGGUGGAAGUACAAUGGACGGGUGCUACAACGACAUUUUAGCACCCCUAAUCAUGGCCAUAAUGGUGGCCAAUGGACAUCCACUCACCCUGGACGAGAUCGUUGACUCACUGAUGGACUUGAUCAACUCUCAAACUGAUUUCGCUGGUGUUUCGGAAAAUCUAGGCCACAAGAUGAUUGAUUCUAGAAGGGGCCACUAAGAGAAGCUACAUUUUCUAAUUGGACAUCCAGUGAAUUAAAAUGAAAUAAAUUUUCCAUUAAAAAUUUGAACAGCUAUA